Molecule: messenger RNA, 1833 nt
Organism: Trichoderma virens Gv29-8
Lineage: Eukaryota; Fungi; Ascomycota; Sordariomycetes; Hypocreales; Hypocreaceae
Exons: 1
Source: RefSeq, a predicted model, not a curated record
UUGAAAGUAGGCGGGAUGGCCACAUCCUCUGCUCCCGAGGAUGGGGCCUGGGGUUCCGACCUGCUCAUGAAAACGUCGAAGUCAGUCAUGGAGAUGGCGCAUAUUGCUCGAACCAACGAUACCGAUGAAGAAACUAGGGUCUUCUACAGUCACCUAAUAAUACAGUGUAUCAAACUACAAGACUUCUCAGUGCGAGCACGGCAGACCCCGUCGCGAAUAAAUGGAGAGCUUGCCAAUCAGGCCCUGGUCCACCUCGGUUCUAUAAUUUUCCCAGAUAAAGUACUACCAGGCUUCGACACAUUGCAAUUUCGUCUCGGGAUGCUCAAUCUUUACUGGAAUGAGAUACGAAAAAAGUCUGACAAGGCGAGGCUCGAGUUUAUUGGCCAGUGGCUGAGACCUGGGGAGCAGCGAGGCGAGGUGGAUAAAGCGCUGGAAAGCUGUGCCGACGAACUCGACAAACAACACACCCACCAUGUUACUAAGAAACCGACAGACAGGUUUGCAUCCCUAGACAUUGAUGAACCAUCAUAUACCGUCUGCAAGGCGGCCCAGUCUAUCUUCGAUGCGCUGUUAGAGUGCAAGGUAUGCUCUUGUCCCAACCAGCAUGAGUUUGGGGCAAAACUCGAACUGGGCACGUACCGGAGGACCAAGAAGAAGAAGGUUUACCAGAAGUCGGUAGUCAGAUCUAUUCGAAACCGAGUUCGCAAUUCUCGUGGCGAUGGUGAUAUAGUUGGGGGGGUUGAUUUCGAUAUCUUUCUCUCCAUGGAGCGGGAUUGGCACGAGGUUCGCGUCCAGACCGUUGAAGAGCAGGGGGCUUCCUUUAUUAUCCCAGAUGCAAAAAACAUCAAGGUUGGGCACUCAAGGGUUGAUAGGUUAUGCAGGCCAAUUAUCAAAACGAAAACGAAAGCUUGGCAACGUAUUGUGUUGAAGCUCACCAGUGGCCAACUCUUCGAGAUGGGAUUUGAAAAGAGCAACUUUCUAAUCGAUAAGACGGCCAAUCCAAUCUCUCUCUCUCAAUGUUUUGAAGAGCGGUACGACUUCUUCACGGAGAAGACGAAGCGAAUCCUUUCGCUCAUGAUCGGCUCCACCAUUCUACACCUCAACGGUACUUCCUGGCUCCAGCCAGGCUGGGGUUCGGCGAGCAUCAAAUUCUUCCAAACCACUGCGUGCAAAACUCCGUUACGACCUUUCAUCCAAACUCAGCUACCUAGAGGCAAUCCUGCUGGAGCAGUGGACUUCCAACUUGUUGUGGAUGGUGGGGAAGCUGACGAUGAGAUAUCGGACAGUUUAGAUUUAGGGCACCGUUGCCCGGUAUUGGUUGCCCUAGCUGUUGUCCUCAUAGAGGUGCAUUUCGUCAAGCCAUUUAGAAAAUUAGCGGAAAUGCACAACGUCCAACUGAUUGAGGUUCCUAGUGGUCGCUUCACCCUCAUCGACGUGGACCAGGUAUUUAACGGCGAUGAGGAAACGGGCAAGGAGGGAUGGCGAUCCCAGAUACCCGAAGACUCUCCUCUUCUUAUGGCGAUUGACAACUGCUUAGAUGGCGAAUUAUGGGAGGAUGAAGAAGGAGAGGCACUCGACAGUGGAACGCUCAGGUCGCGUGUAUAUCAACAUGUUGUUCGACUACUGGAGCUUCAUCUUGUCCACGGCUUCAGCCAGAUACCGCUAGACGGCGUCGACGAAUAUGCCAGAGAUCUGGAUUUUGGCAGAUGGGGCCAGGCCAUAACCAACCAGGAGCCAGACAGCCAAGCAGUUUCGUUACUCUCAGGAAUCCUCACACCCACUCAGGCCUCAUCACCGGCGAUCAUGCCGCUUACUCCAAGUCAAGUCGGAGUC